AAUCAUGCAAACAAGUGCCAUUCAUUAAAAAAGGGACCGUUCUAAGCAAAUGUGAAGUUUUCUUCUCUUCUCAGGAAGUUCUCUUUGACUUUGAAAACAUCCAAAGUCUCUGUAGUUACUUAUCUCUCAGGCCCCAGCAGCAACACUCCUCCUUCUCCCCCACGGCAGGUGUCUGUAGAUGGAGUCAAACGCUGACACUGUGUAGCGUGCAAACAGGCUGGUCCACUUCCCCACCUCUGCCGUCCACUGCACUGUGCGGCCCACGAAGGCCACAAACACAGUGAUGUGAUGAGCCAGCAGCAGUAGACUCCUCCCCAGCUGCCUGCCGUUGUUGAUGAUCAGGGUGACUCUUUUGUCGUGAACCGCCAUCUUUAUCUUACAGUAUUGGAGCCCAGUCAAAUGUUGUGGAUAUUUGAAGUGAGUCAAGGUUCCAGUUUCAAUGCAUAAAAUUAUGCAACAAAUAUUUGUUUUCUUAGUGGUGCAGAUGUGUCAAACCUUGUGCAAACUGGCUCAUGAACAUUUUUCUCAAAGUGCGUUUACAAUUUUAAAUACACAUUUUUUUACUAAACAUAGUUUUACAGAUGACCCCUAAACUGGAACCUAAGUGUUGUAGAACUUGCAGUCACUCCCUUACGUGCAGAUGUAGGCAGUCCAAUCAGCGCAGAGGAAUAUCCGCUUCCGGGAAUGUUUGGUGAUGUGGCUAUGCUCUGAAAUCCAUCCGAGGAAUUUUUACAUAUAAAGCCAGAUACUUUCACCUGGAGUGCACAAACACAGAGGGCUGCCUUCAUGUUGAGCCGUCUGGCCAACGUUCUCCAGGAGCUGUCUGGAGAGGAGGGGGUGGAUGGAGAGCCACAGGAUUUGUUGGUGCCUCAACUCCCUGGAGGUGAGGACCAGGCCACAGUGGAGUCUGAGGCCCCGGAGGAAACCAUGGAGAGACUGGCUCACCUGGAGCAGCUGGUGGUCCAGCUGAAGGAGCUCAUCCGAGACAAAGACAGUCAGUUGGUCCAGAAGGAUACAGAGCUGAAGAACAAAGAUGCUCAGCUCAAGAAUGAAAAAGAAGACGCCGAGGCUCGAUUCACCAAACUUAAGCUGCAGGCAAAAGCGAGGAUGGCUUCUCUCAACAAACAGAUUGCUGAGUUGAAAGGAUCAGGAGGAGAAACUGUAACACCGAGCCCAGACACCUCUUUUACAGCAGCUGGGGCAGCGGUGGAAGAGGAGCUCCAGGAUUUGAAGAACAAGUUGAUCCAGGAGGAGACCAAGAACAUGGAGCUUCAACAACUACUCCAGACCAGCAAAGAUAUUCUUCAGGAAAAGGAAUCUGCUCAUGCUGAACAGCUGCAGAAACUGCAGGCAGUGGUGUGUGAGAAAGACGUGAGAUUCCAGGAGCAGAUUCAGAAACAUGAAGAAGAGCUGAUGAAGGUCACAUUGCAGACUCAAAAUGAUGGAGAACUCAUGGAGGCAUUAACCUCAGCUCAGCGGCGUUGUGAAGAGCUCGAAGAGACCUUGAUGUCUCGUGCUCACGUGGUGGAGGUGCUGCAGCAGGAAGUGAGCAGCGCUGAUCAACAGAAACAGAUACUGACUGCUCAGUUCCGGCAGAUGGAGCAAGAGCUGAUGGAGGCCAUGAAGCUGAGGGAGGAGGAGAGGGAGCAGUGGUCCAAACAGACAGACCUGACCAACGCAGAACUUGCAGCUUUGCGAUCCAGCGUGGAAGCAUUUGAAAGAGAACGAGCAGAGAUGUUGAGGCAAGCAAGCGAGCUGAUCUCCCUCAGAGAGGCAGAGCGUGGUCAUCAGGAGGCUCUGGAGAAGGAGAAGAUGGAAGUUUCCAGACUGGAGAGUGAACUGGCCUUGUCCAAGGAAGCUGAGCAAGCGGCCAUACAAGCGAGUCAUGAUGGUACGGAGAGACACGCAGCAGAAAUAUCUCGGCUGGAGAGCGAACUUGCAUCUUUGAGAGACCUUCACAGCAGCCAGGACACGUCAGAGAGGCAGAAAUCAGAAACUGACCGACUGGAAAGAGAGCUGCUGUCACUUAAAGAAAAACAAGAAGAUGCUCAGAAGAAGGAAGAGAUUUUGGUUAGAGUUUGGAGACAUUUACAGUCACUCACAAUAUCUGAGGAACCAGCAGAAGAGGAGAACCUCGUCCCUGAAGACCUGUCUCUGCUCCUGGACACCGUGCAGUCUCUCGACAACCAGCUGACGACGCUGAAAGAAAAACAGAUCCAGAGUGAACAACAGUGUACAGAUCUCACCCACACCAUGGAAACUCUGCAGGAACAACUUGAAAGAAAAAACACAGAACAGGAAGAAGCAGCGACCAAGAUGCUGCAGCUGGAGGAGCAGAUAAUGACGCUGUCACAGAAAAAUGAUGCAACUGAAUCUUCAACACAAAAUCCAUCUGAAACUGACAAAGCACACAUACUGGAGCUGGAGCAGCAACUAUUAGAAAAAGACAUUGAACUGGCAGCCUUACGAGUAUCUCGCGCAUUAGCUAAACACCAGAGCCACACUGAGUCUGGGGAGACCCAUGACCAGGAUCCAGGCCAGGACCAAAAAGCCAGUACAGACCACCAUGACAGUUCUGCUGCUGUUCCUGACGUCAUGGAGGAAACACAAGAGGAAGACAACACCCUAGUGGCCGAGGACACCUCUGUCCUUUCCGUCUCUGCCGAUAAUGAAAGCAGUCCAGAACUUAGUGGAAAUCAGUCCGAAUCGCCGGAAGAAUCCAAAGUGACCUCCUCAGAUGAGAUGGUCACCAGUACUGAUUCAGAGGUGGCCCACAGCAGCUGGACCCUCUUAGAAGCUGUGAAUCAAGAUGGAGGCCAGGAAUGGCCCUCCACCCUGCAGGACUUAGGCCAUCUGCAGCUGCAGUCGUGGGAGACCACCAGCAUGGAGCAGGAAACGUCUAUGGUUCAAGUUGAAUCGUCCUCUGUCAUCAUCAGAGAGACUGUCCAGGUUCACGUUACUCAACAGAGCUCGCCCUCCACUGAUGCUGCCGUUUCCUCCGGCCUGGUCUUUGCUGAAGCUUUAGCCGAGGAGCUUCAGAAGAAGUAUAGUGAACUCCUAGCUGAGCUACAGAAUCUGAGAGACGCAGCUGCAGAGUCACAGGAGAAAAUCAGAAAUCUGGAGGAGGAAGUUUGUUUUUUGACAGCUGCAAAAGAAGCAGCUGAGUCUCAGGCUGAUAAGUUUGCUGAUGAGCUUCAGUCAACCAAAGUGGAGUUGGAGAGUGUUUCCCAACAAAGCAGCUCAGUGCAGGAGAAGCAAAGGACUGAAAUACAGCUUCUGGAAGAACAGGUAGAGAUUUUGAGCAGCGAAAGAAAAGCCAAAGUGGAGAAGAUCCAAAGUCUACAGAGUGACUUGGAAACAACCCACCAAGCUUUGUCUGAGCAGGAUGGACAGGUCAGAAUGCUGAGUGCUCAGCUGGAGGACAGAGAACUCCUCACCUCUGAGCUGGAACGAAAACUACAAGACAUUGAAGGCAGUCUAAUGGAAUACUCCCAGACUUCGGAUCUGAACAAUGAGACUUUGUCAAAGAAGGACUCAGAGAUCAGCGACCUACAGCUCCGUCUCAGUCAGAGAGAACAAGAGAUGAUGGAGCUUAAUGACAGCAUGUCUGCCAAACUUCUUCAGGUAGAAGAAGAGAAGUUCCACAAAGACUGUGAGGUCAAUAAGCUAAGAGAGCAGAUGGGGGAACUGGAGAAAACAAGGGUAGAGAAGGAAGACUCUGGUGCUCAUGUCGACGAUGAGGGUUUGCGAAAGGAAAAGGAAGAGCUGGAAACCCAACUAACAAACAUGAAGAAGAAGCUCCAGGCAUCACUGGUGCAACGCAAAGAACUCAUGAAGAAGGUUACAAACCUUGAGGAAGAAGUCAAGCAGCAGAAAGAGCGAGAUGAAUCUGCACAGAAGGAAAUCUCUGCCAGUGCUCCAGAGGCAGAAGAAUCCAGAGGACAUGACUAUGAAGUGAUGGAGGCUAAAAUUCUGGAACUUGAACAAGCUCUAGGAUCCAAAGAGGAAACACUGGCAACUCUAGAGCAGAAAAUUAGUGAGCAGAAUCAAAUCAUUGCAGAUACACUAGCACGGAAUAAAAAGCUGAGCGAAGAAGCUGAAAAUGGAGAGCAGACGUUUGGCGGCACUUCCGAAAUAACCGUUUUACACACGCGGGUAGCCACACUGGAGACAGACUGUGAGACACUUCAGAAGAAGGUUCAGGAGGCACAAGAGUCCCGCAAAGACACUAUCAGAAAAGCAAAAGAAAAAGACAGACACCAUCGGGAACAAAUGAAGCAGCAGAAAGAGGAAUACAAUGAGUUAGUGGAACGUUUUGAGGCGCAGGUAUGUGAGAGAGACACUCUUCUUACCAAACUGCAAGAAUUAGAGGAUAGAGUUAUCUGUGGACAAGAAGAUCUGACUCACAGUGGUGCACAAAAGUUGACCAAAAGUAUGGAGAAGCAUGCAGCCGGUGAGUGGGUCCAGGAGGACUGGGUGGACUUUUCUACAGCCGAUGCUGAGCCAUCACAGCCGCCAAAACACCAACAAGUUCAGCCCAAAGAGGCAGCUGACUCCCAAUCUGCACAAAUGGAGGAACAGUUAGAAGUUCUCAGAAAAGAGAUCCAAGCUGUUCAAAUGGCAAACACAGAGCUGGAGAUGCAACUGCAGGAAACUCAGGCCAGGCUGCUACGGAAGGAGACUGAAGUUCUGGAUUUAAGCAAGGAGCUGGAAGCUCUGAGAGAAAAGGACAAACAAAUUGAAGCACUAUCAGAGGAAGUGAGUGAUCUCAGAGAAAAAUAUCUCCAAUCUCAGACUUAUGCGGAAACCAUAAAAGCUGAAAUGGAAGCUGCAACCAAGGCCACAUCGUCAGAAUCUGCCUCUUCCAUUGCUGCUCUCCAGGCUGAAGUGGAAGGUUUCAAACAGUUCCUUGACCGUAAGAACCAAGAGAUAUUGGGACUCAGUCAACAGCUGAGUGAGCAGAACUCUCUCAUUCACUCCAUGCAGGCCACAGUUUCUGAGAAGGAUCAACUGAUCGCAUCUUUACAGGAAGAAUUAAAGGUUGAGCAGGAGAAAUCCCAAAGGUUAGAAGUGGAGGUUCCACAGAAGCAGGAGGAAGGCAAUGAGGCCAAGGUGAAGCAGCUCCAGCAGAAACUCAAGGCUGCACUCAUCUCACGUAAAGACACCCUGAAAGAAAACAAAAUCCAGAAGGAGCAACUCGCAUCUGCGGAGCAGCUCACUGAAGAGCUGAAGCAGAAACUGGAAUCAGCAGAAGUUGAGCUAGAAAAGCUCAGAGCAGAAAGGUUGAAGCUGAUUGAAGAAAUAGAUCGAAUGUUACUGGAAAACCAAAGCCUUGGUUCGUCCUGCGAGAGCCUCAAACUGGCCAUGGAUGGUUUACUCACUGAGAAAAAUGCCUGUAAGAGAGAAGCAGAGUUUGCAAAAGAUGAAGUCGACAGGAUUAGCAAAGAAUGGCAGGAAAAGAUUCAGAGCAUGAAGGAUGAGUACGAAACUCUGCUCAAGUCUUAUGAGAACGUAAGUGACGAGGCGGAGCGAGUGAGACGUGUCCUGGAAGCUGCCAGGCAGGAGAGGCAGGAGCUGAUGACCAAAGUCAGGACGCAUGAGGUCGCAAAGCAAGAAGCUGACCUGCAGGCGCAGGAGGCGCGGAAGGAGGUAGAUUUAGUGAAAGAUAAAAUGAGGAAAUUUGCCAAAACAAAGCAGCAGAAAAUCCUAGAGUUGGAGGAGGAGAAUGAAAGUUUGAGAGAGAUUCAGGAAAGGUCAGGAAUGAAGCAUGAAGACAGUCCCAGGACAGACGAGGUUGGAGGACUGGAAGAAGAGCUGCAGGCCUUAAAAGAUGAAUUGAAUGACACGGUGUCAGAAAAAGUCUCUCUAGGAAAACUGGUCGAAGAACUGAAGGAGCAACUCCACCAAAUACAAAAGAAGGAAGACGUCAAAGAGACUUCUGCAGCUGUCGUAGAAGAGGUUUUCACAGCCCAGAAAUCUGAAGUUCUUUUCACAAAAGUGGACAAGGAUCAAUGUGAUGACAAAGAAAGACCUCAAAUUCCAGAAGAUACUCCUGAUCAUCACAUAACUGUCGUCACUACAUCAGAAACACAGUCACGAACCACAGAGAACACUGGAGAGGAAGUGAUGCAAAGUUCUCUCACCUUAUUAGAAGAUAAAAUCAGGGAGAUGGAGGCGACGUAUACCAAAGACAAGUGUCAGUGGCAGCAGCAAGAAGCAGAACUUGAAGCUCAGCUCACCUCUCUUAGGCAAGAGCUUCAGGAAAGUCAAGAGAAGAUCAGUUCUUUGGCUGCUUUAGAGAAAUGUUUGCUAGAGAGCAAAGACAGAGAACAGAGUCUGAUGGCAGAGGCUUCAAAGAGGGAAACACAGUUCAAAGAACUCCUCCAAAUCCUGGAAACUGAGAAGGACAACCUUGAGGAGCGUCUCAUGAACCAGUUGGCACAACUUAAUGGAAGCAUCGCCGGUUACCAGCAGGAACUGACACAAAACCGGGAGCAACUUGUUGACAUGCAGCGUGAGGCAGAGAAGUUGGAGAGGGAGCGAGCCGAACUGGAAGCAGAGGCCCAGAGUGUGAAGGAUCGGGCAUGCAGGCUGGAGGAGGAUGUAAGGCAGGCCCAGAGGGAGAGGGCUGAAGCUGAGGCCGAGUGUGGAAAACAGAGGGAGCUGGAGCAGCAGCUGAAAUCAGCGGAGAGAGUCAGGGAAGGAAGCCAGAGCAGAGCACAACAACUGGAGGAGCUGCUGAAGGAGAAACAGACGGAGGUGCGACAACUGCAGAAAGAGAGUAUACAGUACCAGGAGAGGAUCAGUGAGCUGAGCAAGGAAACCAAGACACGGCAGCACAGCAACGAUGAGCUCAGCAAAAGAUUAAAACGAUAUCAACAAGAGGCGUCCACCAGCCAGGAGGAUCUGAACAGGGUUCAGGCAGAUCUGACCAAGUGUAAAUCUCACCUGGAUACCGCACAAAAACAGUUGAGUGACACUUUAGCUGAGAAUGCUGCCAUGGUGCAGAGCCAUCAAAAAAGAAUUGCUGCCAUGAAAGAAGAGGCAGAGCAAACUCUGGAUUCUGUGAGGUUCAGACUUGGGGCUGAACUGAAGGAACUGGAACUGAGACUAGAGGAGUCCGACAGAGACCGGGAAAAAGAAGAGGAGGCAACACUGAAGGCCAGAGAGAUGACGGGCGUAGCUGAGAGACGAGCCCAACAGCUGCAGGCUCGUCUGGACGAGUCCCUGUCUCGGUUAUAUGCUUUUUCAAAGUCCAUGUGUUCACUACAAGACGACCGGGAUAGAGUGUUGGAUGAGGCUCGGCAAUGGGAGACGCGCUUUAAUUCUGCUCUGCAGGUGAAGGAGGCUGAAGCCAGAAAGGCUGAAAUAAAAGCAAGCGACCUGGCAGAGCAGCUGCAAAAAGAAAUCACACUGAAAGAGGAACUCCAGCUCUCAGUGAACAGACUCGAGAUGGCAGACAAAGACUGGCACUCGAAAAUGGACGAGGAGAAAAAGAAAGUGACGGAUCUCGAAGCCAUCCUCCAGGAGGAAAGGAGUAAACUAGAACAAACCACAUCUGAGCUGCACUCUGCAGAAACUGAAGUCCAGUCCCUGACUGGGGAACUGGAGGGGUUACGUCACAGGGUGAAAGCUCUGGAGGAGGCCGUGGGUCAGUUGCAGGAGGAAGUGCAAAAAGGCAGGACGGAGCUGAAGGAGAGGGAGUCGGAGGAGAGGAGGUUGUGUCUGAACGUGGAGCAGUUGGAGACAGACCUCAGGUCGUCAAAGGCCUUGACUGAAAGUCUACAGAGCGAGUUACAUGAGAAGGAGGCGAAGGAGGUGGAAAUGCUGGUGGAGAGGGAGCAGGCUGUAGCACAGGCUGCUGAAGAGGCCAGAAAAGAGGCUGAUGCCCGUGCACAGUCGGCUGAGAAGGAGCUGGAGCAGAGACGAGCAGAAGUACGAGGUCUGGAGGACAAGCUGAAGAAGGCAGAAGAAGACAGCAAAAAUGCAAAAGCCAAACUGGACUCUUUCACCAAGGCCAUGGGUUCUUUACAGGGCGACAGGGACCGAGUCCUCAACAUCUACAAAGAGCUGGAGGAGAAACACCUGCAGGUCAUGAUGGAGAAGGAUGGUCUGAUCCAAGAAGCUGCCGCUGAGAACAACAGCCUGAAGGAGGAGCUGCGCUCUCUGCUGGUCCAGAGAGACGACCUGUACGCUGAGAGAGCCAAGCUGUCAGCUCAGCUCCACGGUUAUCGUGACGAACUCAAUCAAGUCCUGAGCAUGAAGGAUUCCCAACACAAGCAGCUUCUGGCAGCGCAGAGGGAGCAGAUCAACACUCUCGAACGGGAACGUGAGGAAUUAGAAAACGAGUUGAAGGAGGUCAGGAGAGCCAGAGAAACACUAGAAGAAGCUGUGGUGAAGGUCGAAAUGGAGAGUCUCAGUCAGGCAACUGAAGCUUCAAAGACACUUGAUGCUCCUGGAGCAGAGGUGGAGAAGCUGAGAGAGCAGCUGCAGGCCGCCAGAGUACAGGUAGACGAGUUGGAGGAGGCUCUGGCGAAGGAGCGAGAGGGGCAGGACAGCCGAAACAAGGAGCUGGCUGAGCUGCGAUGGGAGGGAGGCGUGAUGAGGACAGAAUCCGAGAGCGCUCAGGAGAGGGUGGCCGAGCUGGCCCGAGAUCUGCUGGUGAUGGAGCAACAGCUGCUGGAAGAGAAAGAGGCGACAACACAGCUGAGAGCAGAGAACCAGUCGUUCGCCAAAGCCAUGGCCUCUCUCCAGGACAGCAGGGACCAGGCAGAGAGCAAAGUGGAGGAGCUGACCCAGAAGCUGAAGGAGAUGAGCAAGGCAGGUGGACACGGAGGACAUGGGAGUUCUGGAGGUUCCACAGGAGAAGUGUGGGGCCUGAAGAACGCCCUGCAGGCACUGCAGAAUGACAGGGAGAGACUGUUGGAGCAACUUCAAACCCAGGAGUCUGAGCUGCAGAAGCAGAAAGUGGAGAUGGCUCGGCUGGGAGCAGGAGAGCUCAUCAAAAUCAGCCAGGAGCUCUUCGAGGAGAAGAAGAAAAACGAGGACAUCCUGGGGGUCGUAACGCAGCUGGAGAACAUGAUGGAAGAGGGCAAGCAGGAGGUGGAGACUCUGAGGCUGGAGCGUGUGGAUUGGAUGGCUCAAGCCGAGCAGCUGAAGCAGCAGACGCUCGCCACGCUCUCGGAGAGGGACCAUCAGCUGAGACAACUCACAGCAAUUUAUCAGAGACAGGGCACAGAGAAGGUGGACAGUCCUCCUGGAGCUCCUCAGGAGAGGAGCAGCUCCGUGGACAGUCACAGCUACAUCAGUGAAGUCAAAGAGUUACAGCGCAGGCUGGAUGAAGAAAUUCAGCUGAGGAUUUCCGGCGAGGAGCAGCUCAUGGUCAUGCAGGAACAACGUCGCAGCUCGGCCAAGCUCUACUCCGAUCCGGACGGAGAUCACUCCGAGACCUCAGUUUUCAUCGACCCACCAGAGGGAGCCGUCACUCGGACUCGGAGAGGAGGCCCGGGUCUGAAGCGAAUGCUGCGAGUGGCCUUCUGCUCCCGUCAGCGCACACCUCUGCUGUGUAGCCUCUACCUGCUGACGGUGCACGUCCUGCUGCUGCUGUGCAUGGGAGGAUACCUUUGAACCAGAGCUCCUGUAAACAGGCCUGACAGAUAAGAGAGGGAGAGAGAGGGGAGGGAGAAGGACGUUUGACAUAAACCUAACUGAAGCUGUCAGUUCUUUUUUUUAUAUUUUACAUUUAAUAUAUGAACAGGUUUAAGGGGUAUUAAACACACACACAGCACAACAACAAGGAUGUGAAAAAAGCAUUCCAUAAUUCUCUACCAUAACCUCCAUGAUACAGAGUACAGGGUUGCCUUAAUGAAGCCAGGACUAACAUGCAGCCAUGCUGCCACCAUCUGCAUUUUCUCUCUUUUUCUAAUCAUUUUGCCAGUGGUUACUAGUAAUUCUGGGUGCUUAAUAAACAAAUAUAGCCUCAGUAGGUUUUGGAAGACAAGUCUGAAAGAUUCCAUGUGCUGUAAAAAAUAUAAUAAUUAUUAUUAUAAUUAUGCAUCUCCAAAAAUAAGUUAAUUGUUAGGGAGGAUUUUAGGCUGAAUAUGAAAGUUUCUUGCAUUUGUGACCAUUGCAUAAAUUGUGUUUCUGGCUCCCCCUGCAGGGAAGAAAGGGAGAGGUGAAUGUUUUGUGUUUACUCGCACUACAUUCCCUAAAUACUGUCUCUGAACUCUAUAACUAAAUAGCUAACUCUAGUUAAGUGUAGUCCAGUGAAAAUCACCUGAAAUUCAAAGGACCUGUCAAAAACAUUUUGACACUUGAAAAUAUGAAAAUGUCACAACCAUUGUAGAGACUCUAGGAAACCAAGAUGUGAUGCACUUUACAGACAGGGUUUUGGGAGCAUUUAAAAAACUUAAUUCAGUUUAGUCUUAGCGACAACACAGGAGGCGAUUACUCGCUGUUUGUUCUGUUUAUGUUCUGUUUCUGGUUUAAAGUGAGGAA
This is a messenger RNA of Cynoglossus semilaevis (tongue sole), 10497 nucleotides long. RefSeq names its product golgin B1 (gene golgb1). Gene Ontology annotation, cellular component: membrane; endoplasmic reticulum-Golgi intermediate compartment; cis-Golgi network. The transcript has 22 exons. The record is from RefSeq and is a predicted model, not a curated record. Bases 787 to 9627 code for a protein of 2946 amino acids. NCBI's taxonomy places the organism in Eukaryota, Metazoa, Chordata, Actinopteri, Pleuronectiformes, Cynoglossidae.